AUGAUUGCCAACACUGCUGUCCUCUUUGGCCUCCUCGGCGCUGCCGCCGCCGGCACCAUCCCCAACGCUGGCGUCAGCCGCAUUGUCCGCGACGUCGCUACCGAGGCCGUGGGCGAGAUCUCGGCCGCGUCCUUUUCUUGCGGCUCCCUCGCUUCUGGUCUGAGCAAGGCGGACUGCGACCACAUGUCCAACAUUGGCAUGGCCGGCCAGGGCGUCAACUCCAAGAGCAGCAGCGGCAAGAUCUGGAUCGGCACUGACGGCGCCAACCAGUUCAUCUUCAAGAACACCGGCGCUGGCCCGCCCUUGACUGUGAUUGUGUGGGACUUCCCCGCCGGCGACUACGAGGCGUCCUUCAUGAACGUCAGGAAGCCCAAGAUUGCGUACUCUCUGCCCAAUGUUGGCGACAGCGUGACCGUCUCCGUCGGCAACGGCGUCUCGGGUGCCUUCUCCUUCCUCGCCAACCACAAGACCGUCCUGUCACAGUACGGCCAGAUCUACAACACCUGGGGCGAGUUCACCACGGGCGACUACGCCACCGUCGACGUCUCCCGCCUCGUCAACACCCGCGGCAACCCGAUCAACAUCAAGGUCCAGAAGAACGGCUGCGUCAGCAACAUGGACAAGUGCGUCUUCCAGUGCAAGAACUCGGCCCUCACCUUCUGCGGCGAGUCCGGGUCCUACAACCUCGUCAACUGCGAGAAUGGCUCCCAGUCCGGCGCCAGCAAGGGCACUUGGGACGGCAUCAACCCCGAGGGCGGUUGCCAGGGCUGGUCCAACGGUGGCAAGCUCGAGAUCGGCCUCGUCGCAUAA
This is a messenger RNA of Microdochium trichocladiopsis, 810 nucleotides long. RefSeq lists its product as uncharacterized. The coding region runs from base 1 to 810 and encodes 269 amino acids. Lineage: Eukaryota; Fungi; Ascomycota; Sordariomycetes; Xylariales; Microdochiaceae. The transcript has 3 exons. The record is from RefSeq and is a predicted model, not a curated record.